AUGCCGUUUAGGUUAUGUAAUGCCCUGACAACUUUCUGGUGCAGCAUGAUGGCCAUAUUCUCAGAUAUGGUGGAAAGUUUCCUUGAAGUUUUUAUGGAUGACUUCUCUGUGUUUAGAAAUGAUUUUGUAGAUUGCUUAAGGAAUUUGAAGUUGGUUUUAUGCUGCUGUGAAGAAACUAAUCUAGUAUUAAAUUGGGAGAAAUGCUAUUUCAUUGUCAGUGAAGGAAUUGUCCUUGGAUACAGGGCUUUCGAGGAACUCAAGAAGCGACUUGUAGCAGCACUGAUUGUGGUUGCUCUAGAAUGGACAUUGCCCUUUGAACUCAUGUGUGAUGCCAGUGAUUAUGUUAUGGGAGUAGUGUUGUGUCAAAGGAGAAACAAUGUUCUACAUGCAAUAUCUUAUGCAAGUAGGAUAUUGAUAGAGGCUCAGCUUAAUUAUACCAUUACGAAGAAGGAAUUACUGGUAGUGGUUUUUGCAUUUGACAAAUUUUUCUCUUAUUUAGUAGGAACAAAGGUCACAAUCUACACAAAUCACUCGACUAUCAAGUACUUGGUACGGAAUAAAGAUUCCAAGCCAAGAUUGAUUAGGCGUGUACUCUUGUUACAAGAGCUUGAUUUGGAAAUUAGAGAUUAG
This is a messenger RNA of Gossypium arboreum, 630 nucleotides long. RefSeq lists its product as uncharacterized. The coding region runs from base 1 to 630 and encodes 209 amino acids. The record is from RefSeq and is a predicted model, not a curated record. NCBI's taxonomy places the organism in Eukaryota, Viridiplantae, Streptophyta, Magnoliopsida, Malvales, Malvaceae. The transcript has 2 exons.